GUAUGACUGUACGGAUGAUAUCAUUAGUUAGACCCCUCUCUCUCGCUCUCUCUUAUUUUACUGCUACAUUACCAGUGAGUUCAGUAUUUCGUUUGAACGCUUACAAACCGUUUUCAAGUUCACUUACUCGCCGUUUAAGAUUACCUCAACGUGUAUUGGGCUGUUCUCCUUUGCUAUGGUUUGGUGUCUUUGAACCGUAAUUAUUUUUAAUUUAAGUGGAUUGAUUAUCUAUUAUUUUUUUUCACUGGAGGUGUUCUCAAUAAGUAUAUUAUUUGUCGUCAACAACAGCUAUUAUGCCGUCGGCGACUUACAAACUGAACAGUGAUUCGACAAACGGUGUCAACCGUUCAUCGCAGGAGUUUCAGAAGCAAGACUACGCCGAAGAAAAUGAUAUGCCAUCAGUCAUCAUUCCAGGAAUAUCGACUUCCACACUGCAUUUGAACAACAUCAAAACAACAGCUAGUAAACACGAGGCGGGAAAAAUCAAGUUAAGCUUUUUGCGCAUUUUUCGGUAUGCAGACAGAUGGGAUAUUAUUUUGAUGGUCAUUGGCAGUGUCAUGUCCUUGGCGACCGGCGCCAGUUUACCAAUUUUGGGUUACUUCUUCGGUAAAAUGACAAACACCUUCAUCCAACAAUCAUCUGAGGACAAUCCAUUGGACGUGACGACUCUGCCUACUAAUGACCGGAACGCAACGUAUAACGGGACGUCGUAUCCCACUUCCGAUCGCAUGUCUCCGGAAGAUUUCGACAUAUACUUGACAACAUAUUCGUUGUACUAUUUAUACAUCGGCAUAGCCGUUUUAAUUGCCGCCUACAUACAAACUUGGUGUUGGGAGAUGUCGUGCGAGCGACAAGUGUACAGAUUGCGCAAUGUGUUCUUCAAACAAAUCAUCCGACAAGACAUCACGUGGUUCGACGUCAACCAGAACAACGACAUCACGUCCAAAUUAUUCGAUGAUUUGGAACGAAUCCGCGAGGGCAUCAGCAGCAAAUUCAGCAUGCUCUUCCAAUACGUUUCUACAUUCGUCUCGGGGCUGACGAUCGGAUGUAUUGUCAGCGUUAAACUCACGUCGAUUCUACUUCUCAUCGGACCGUUCAUCAACUCGUCAAAAGCCGUCGCCAGGGAACAGAUAAAGUAUUCCCUGGCCGGGGGAAUCGCCGAAGAAGUUUUUACGGCCAUAAAGACCGUGGCGGCGUUCGGAUUGGAGAAGAAACAGAUCGAUAGGUACGCAGCGGCGCUCAAAGAAGGACGGCUUAUCGCUUCCCGGAGGUACUUGGAAUUCUCCAUAUGCCUUGGCCUGUUGUUUAUGCUGAUGUAUUGCGGUUACGGUCUGGCGUUCUACUACGGGGCUCACUUGAUACAAAAAGGAGAAGCCACGCCGGGCACCGUCUUCACCGUUUUCUUCAGCGUAAUGGCCGGGGCGUUUUCCAUCGGAGCGGCUUUGCCGUAUUUGAACUCUGUCACCACAGCCGUUGGCGUGGCCUCCAACCUUUACAACAUCAUCGACCGAGUGCCCAAAAUCGAUUCGUACGCGAACAGUGGGUUAAGACCAGAAUUGGUCGUGGGCAAAAUAGAAGUAAAAAACGUGUGUUUCAGAUAUCCGUCCAGACCAGAAAUUAAAAUUCUUGACAAUUUAAAUAUAGCUAUUGAACCGGGUCAAACAAUAGCCUUGGUAGGCUCAAGUGGCGCGGGGAAGAGUACCAUCAUCGGUCUGCUUUUGCGGUUUUAUGAUCCAGAAUCAGGAAAGAUUUAUUUGGAUUCUGUUGAACUGGGCGACUUGAACAUACAAUGGCUGCGGGAUCAAAUAGGGGUCGUCUCUCAGGAGCCAAUACUAUUCGGUGUAUCGAUUGCCGACAACAUUCGAUACGGACGUGGAGAUAUCACUGAUCAAGAACUAGUAGACGCCGCCAUCCAAGCAAGCGCCCACGACUUCAUCAAAGAUCUACCAAACGGUUACAAUACGUACGUCGGCGACAGAGGUUGUCAACUUUCUGGGGGCCAAAAACAACGCAUUGCAAUCGCUAGGGCUUUGGUCAGAGAUCCCAAAAUACUUUUGUUGGACGAGGCCACGUCAGCUUUAGAUUCACAGAGCGAGGGUCUGGUUCAAGAGGCGCUGGAUCGCAUCAUGAAAGGGAGGACGACUAUUAUAGUGGCUCACAGGUUGUCGACCAUCAGAAAUGCAAACGUUAUACACGCGAUGAAGGAAGGACGUGUGAUCGAAUCCGGAACUCACGAUGACCUCAUGAGCAAACAAGGUUUAUAUUAUAGUUUAGUGAUGGCGCAGAUCAAAGAACAAAAAGAAGACCGAGGGGAAGAGUCAACCAAGUUAUUAAGUGAAGCCGAUCAGGAUAACGGACAAUACGAAAUCGACGACAAAGCCAAACCGGACGAUACGGAUAACGACACCGAUGACGAUGAUUCGAGACCCGCCGAACAAGUGGAAAUGCUUAAAAAUAAUAAUUGUAAUACCAUUGUAAACCAUCAACCGUCUCACAACAUGAGUAAAUCGAAAUACACCAUGUGGAAACUAAUCAAAUACAAUUCACCCGAAUGGGCCGCCCUGCUGUUCGGAAGCCUCGCUUGUAUAGUCAACGGAUGUCUGGUGCCCAUUUACGCGUACUUCUACGGCCAAGUGUUCGAAUCGUUGAAGCUGACCGGCGAACCGCUGGAAAGGGAAGCCAGAUUUUGGUCAUUCAUGUUCGUCCUGAUUGGAGUGACGUCAGGCUUGGCCAUGCUGUGCCAAACUUUGUGCUUGACCUAUGCCGCGGAACAGCUGAUGAUGCGAAUGCGGACCAUGGCGUUUGUCAAUAUCCUGCGACAGGCGGUCGGAUGGUUCGAUUAUAAAGACUCGUCUCCAGGUAAUCUCAUAACGACAUUGGCCAGGGACGCUCCGGUAGUGAAAGCUGCAGGGGGGAUGAGAGCCGGUCAAGUGAUGGCGGCCAUCGUCACCCUGGUGUCGGCCAUCACGAUAGCGUUGGUUUUCGGAUGGAAGCUCGCCAUAGUGUUGGGGCUGUCGGUUCCUCUGGUCAUCGGCGCCGCGUAUCAACAGCAAAUCAUCCAACGAAAACAUCAACGGAGAGACGCCAAAUUUAUGGACGAGGCCGGCAGAAUAGCAUCGGAGUGCGUGCAAAACGUGCGAACCGUACAGUCGUUGGGAAAAGAGAAAAUAUUUGCAAAUCUUUACCAAAAAAGUCUCAAAGUUCCGAACAAAGAAGCGAAAAAACAAGUCUAUUCGUAUGCUUUGCUGUUCGCCCUGUCACAAUCGAUCACGUAUAUGUUGUACGCCGUAGCUUUCAAGUACGGAUCUUACUUGGUUCUCAAUAAGGAGAUGACUCCCACUUCGGUGUACAGAGUGUUUUUCGCGUUGACGUUCUCCGCCCAUUCAAUCGGACACACGAUGGCUUUCCUGCAAGACUAUGCAAAAGCCAAGCUGUCGGCCUCGCUCAUGUUUCAGCUGAUUGAAACCCCUUCGGAAAUCGACAGUCAGUCUACCGGCGGUCUGAAGCCUGAAAUCAUCGGCAAAGUCGUGUUCAGGGGUGUUCAUUUUUCGUAUCCCACGAGGAAAAACAACAAGAUACUGAACGGUAUGGAUUUUUCCGUCAGCCCGGGAAAGACACUGGCCUUGGUCGGCGAAUCGGGUUGUGGCAAAAGCACCGUGAUCGCCUUGCUCGAGAGGUUUUACGAUCCGACCAGCGGGCUCAUCGAGGUAGACGACUGCGAUAUCAGACGGUUCAAUCUGAAUCAUUUGCGGCAGAGCGUAGGGCUCGUCACCCAGGAACCUAUUCUGUUCGAUUGUUCGAUCAAAGACAAUAUAAGUUGCGGGACUAACUCGAGUAACGUCAAGUCUGUGCCGUUCGAUAAGAUUGUCGAAGCCGCCAAAAAAGCAAACGCCCACGAUUUCAUAAUGAGCUUACCUAAAGGUUACGAUACCGAAGCGGGCGAAAGAGGCUCACAAUUGUCCGGAGGUCAAAAACAGAGGAUCGCCAUUGCCAGAGCGCUGAUAAGAAAUCCAAAAAUACUCUUAUUGGACGAAGCUACUUCGGCCUUAGACACCGAAAGCGAAAAGGUGGUCCAAGAAGCUUUGGACGACGCCAGGAGAGGUAGGACGUGCAUAACGAUUGCUCAUCGACUGUCCACUAUUAAAUCGGCCGACUUAAUAGCCGUGGUGAAGCAAGGAAAAAUCGUCGAACUCGGCACCCACCAAGAAUUGCAGGAACUCAAAGGAUUUUACUACGAACUAGUGAAAAGACAGCAAUUGUGAUAUUAGGAAAAUAGAGAGAAACAAUAAUGUUCUCAUAGUAUAAUUAUUUAUGACCCCAAGUUACCGCGUCCGUUGUUUUUAUUACAAUAUAAUUAAAUAUUAUAACAAUAAUAAUUUCCAUGCA
Molecule: messenger RNA, 4386 nt
Organism: Adelges cooleyi (spruce gall adelgid)
Lineage: Eukaryota; Metazoa; Arthropoda; Insecta; Hemiptera; Adelgidae
Product: ATP-dependent translocase ABCB1-like
Exons: 29
Coding region: 294-4262 (1322 amino acids)
Biological process (GO): transmembrane transport
Cellular component (GO): membrane
Molecular function (GO): ATP binding; ATP hydrolysis activity; ABC-type transporter activity
Source: RefSeq, a predicted model, not a curated record